Melopsittacus undulatus (budgerigar) is the source of this 2818-nucleotide messenger RNA. RefSeq names its product family with sequence similarity 228 member B (gene FAM228B). The transcript has 10 exons. The record is from RefSeq and is a predicted model, not a curated record. NCBI's taxonomy places the organism in Eukaryota, Metazoa, Chordata, Aves, Psittaciformes, Psittaculidae. The coding region runs from base 104 to 1039 and encodes 311 amino acids.
CCUCACAGCGCCGGCUCCCACCGCAGCGGCUCCCCCCACAGCUGCGUACCGGCUGCCCUGAGGCCUCCCGGUGCCCCGCUGGACGUGGUGAGCCGACCCCGGCAUGGGGGGAUUUACAGCAUCCCUAUCUCAGAGCAGAACUACUUUGAGUGGAAGGACAUCUGCAGAAGAUGCCUUGAAGCUGAAGCCUGUGACAUCUUUGCAGGCUAGUCCAAUAAUCCAUAGUGUGAGUAGCUCAGAGGCUCCAUGGUGGCUACCAAGAUUUAUGUGCCCGAGACCUGUGAGAAAACUUGAUCAGCAAAGGCUCUGCCAGAGGUUCUCCUCAGCAUCAGCAAAGAGCAGCACAACAGAUACUUCUGAGUGCAGAAGAAAUUUUGAGGAGAAAAGUAAUACUAAAGAUUGGCUAACAGAGAAAGACUUCAGCUGUGAGAAGGCAGCAGCUGAUCAAAGUCGAGACAUCAUUGUUUCUGCUCACUGCAUCUUGGACAGAGAAAAUUAUUUUGUGAGGGAGGUGGACAGAUAUUUGAGGCACAAUGAAUUCUUAGAUCUGAGAAAGAAGGAGAUGCUCUACAAGAAAUGGCUUGAGGAUGUUUCAGAGCCACUGCUGCAGAAGAUCGAGGACAAAAUGGACAGCAAGUCAAGUGAAGAAAUACGGAAAAGGAAAGAAGAACAAUUCUCUCUCUAUUUAGACUACUGUAAAAAGAAGGGCUAUGUGAUUUUGGAUGAUUAUGACCCAUCAGAAUAUGACCCAUUCUUCCUGAGGACAUCUACAGACUGGUGGAAGGUUUCAAUACCAGCUUUACAGGAUCCUCUGUUAAGAGACAUUCAAAGAAAGUUGAUUGAGACAGGCAUUACCAAGCAGUGCGAGACAGGAAGACCAUGGUCUACCAGAGAACUGAACAAACUCGUUAGAGAACUGCCACUGCUUCCUUUGAGCCGGCAGCAUAUGAAUGCAGUUGAGUGGCUGAAGAUACCACACAGCUACAUUGCUAGUGAAGUUUACCAAACAAAGAGUCCAGGCUCUGAUUCACCCCUUUGAAAACUCUCUGGUUCUGUCACUGCAGUACACAACACUUAAAGGAACUCCUGCUCCCCAGUGACAAGAACAUCAAGGUGAACUGAGAGCCUGAUGUCCUCCUGAGCCAGGCGCACUCUGCCCCUCAGCCCCUGCCUUGGAGUUUUGUGGUUUUUACUAGCCCAAAGCUUUACUCCACAGGAAAACUGGUCACAAUGACAAACAUUUCCUGGAGUGACUCAGUGUGGGAAAGAGCUAGUGCAGGAAGCUGUGCUGGGCCCCAGCAGCCUUCGUGCUGCAUGGACUGGCAAUAGUUUUUGCUUCUGUUUGUUUAAAGGAGAAAAGCCACCAACUACGACAGAGACAACAUACAGUAUCAUCUGUCCUCCAGCUGAUUGCAGUGGCAAGCAAAGCCAUCAGAAGGUACCAUCUGCAAAGUACGUUGUUAUCUCCUACCAGAGCAAGAGGGAACAAGCCAGGUCUUCUGGCAAACUGCAAUAAACCUGUUGUCUCAAACAUGUAAUUCUGAAGUAGUUAGCAGCCAGAGAAAUGUUUGAGCUGCUGCUCCUGUUAUUUCCAGCUCCAGUUCAUGCUAUACAGGCCAAAUCCUACUAUUUUAGGAGGUUUAACUUAGGCUCAGCCCUGCAAAGACAGUGCUGAUGCCCUCUGGUUUAUAUAGGGCAAGUCUUCUCACCAGUUCAUCUCCUUUAAUGAAAAAAGGUUAGAAAAAGGUCUGGUAGGCCCCAGACUCUGCACGUUAUCCCCAGCUCUGAGGCCGCUGUAUUUCCUAUGACAGGAAGUGUGGUGGUAGCACUGGGCAGAGGGAAUGGCAAAGCUUGCACAAUUUUAGCUGCAGCUGUUGCAAAUUUUUGUGAAGCUGAAAGACCUCACCUUGAGAUUUAGGAACAAACUCUCUCUUGAAUGAGAAGGAGGCACUCCUGGCAAUGUGCCUCGUCAGCAGAUGUGUGCAGAGGAGUGGCUUAGAAAGCGCUGAUAAGGAAAUAAAGGUUUGGUUUUGUUUGUUCAAGUCUUUAUCAGAACUCCCAUAGCAAAAUAUUAUUUACAAAAUAAUGGUAGGCUACUAACAAGGUUUCAAAGGACUUUCCCCUGGAGGCAGUGUACAAGCAGCAAAUCAAACUAACACACAGAUGAGUGUUCUGAGAAGGCAGGAAUUAUGAGGGGAGAGCAGGAGGAAAGUGUUUUGUACAAAACAGAGCUUUUUGGAGAUCUGGUGCUGAGCACCACGUACUGUCAGUGCCCUGCAGAUGGGUUUCUCUCCUGUUCCACUGCAGUGUGUGACUGCACAGCAGCUCUGGUGUUGAAGCCUGAGAACAGAAUUCCUCACGGCUUGUACAAGAAGGUCCAAACUCCCACUGUACAGACACAGACCCUCAAGAAUUUCCAAGAUUUAGUUUUAUUUAGGAUUAGAAAUACUGAACCACAGAAAACUUGUUAAAAGAAACAGAGGUCAACUCAGCCCUAUAACAGGAGGGUGUACAGGCAGCAAUCGGGUGUGAAACUGUCAGACAUCAGGAGGUGCUGCUGUCCCCGUGGAAGACAAGGGCCCACAUUGCUCGGAAUUCCAUGCUGUGCUUUUCCAACAAUGCAGUUUAAGGAGGCAGUAAAAUGGUUACAAUGUAUCAAACCCUUUAUAAACAAACUCUUCUUUUGCUUAACCAGCCUUGAUUUUGAUGCCGAGAGGAAAUUUUUGCUUUCAAAUAACCUCAUUUUACAGAAUCAUACUGGGGUGCCAGCUCCCCCCAGCAAACCCUUCAACUUGUAAUAAACUUUUCUUGAAUUUAA